AUGUCACUAGAAACCAUUAACGGUGAAGAAAAUCACCAUCCACAUGGACAUGUUCAUGAAGAAGAUGCCAUGGUUUUUGCUUUGAAUUUGAUUAAUUUGGCCGUGCUUCCUCUAACCGUGCGAUCUGCAGUUGAGCUUGGUAUCUUUGACAUCCUAGCCAAAGCUGGGAAAGAUGCCAAACUCUCUGCAGAUGACAUAGCUGUUAAGAUUGGAUCGAAGAACAAAGAAGCACCUGCAAUGUUGGAUCGUCUUAUGAAGUUAUUGGCUAGUCACUCCAUGCUAUAUUGCUCGCUAUCCAAAGAGAGACAAGGACUUAGGUCUCCUCAGAGGCUCUAUAGCCUUGCUCCUGCUUCUAAGUAUUUGGUGACAGAUCUUGAUGGUGUGUCGUUGGGACAAGUAUUAAACUUAACUUUGGACAAAGUUUACUUGGGAAGCUGGAAUGGAAUGAAAGGAGCAAUUUUGGAGGGAGGUAUACCAUUCAAUAGGGUUUAUGGCAUGCAAUCAUUUGAAUAUCCAAAUGUGGAUCCAAGGUUUAAUGAUAUUUUCAACAAUUCUAUGGUGAAUUGUACAACUAUAAUCAUGAAGAGGAUUCUUGAGAUCUAUGAUGGUUUUGAGCACAUCAAUAUGCUUGUAGAUGUUGGUGGUGGUCUUGGGAUCAAUCUCAAGCUAAUUACUUCCAAAUAUCUUCAUAUUCAAGGUGUUAAUUUUGAUUUGCCACAUGUUAUAGAACACGCACCUACCUAUGAAGGUGUGACACAUGUGGGAGGAGAUAUGUUUGAGAGUGUACCUAAUGGAGAUGCAAUUUUUUUGAAGUGGAUACUUCAUGAUUGGAGUGAUGAACACUGCUUGAAGUUAUUGAAGAAUUGUCAUAAAGCUAUUCCUGAUAAUGGAAAAGUGAUUGUUGUGGAGUUAAUCUCACCUGUUCUUCCUGAGAGUACAACAAUAGCCAAGAUGGGUUUUCAUGCUGACGUCUUAAUGAUGACUCAAUUUUCAGGCGGGAAAGAGAGAACCAGAGAUGAGUUUAAUGAAUUAGCAUUAGGAUCUGGAUUCCGUGGCAUCAAAUUUGCUUGCUAUUUCUCUAGCUUUUGGGUUAUGGAAUUCUUGAAGUAG
Molecule: messenger RNA, 1110 nt
Organism: Vicia faba (fava bean)
Lineage: Eukaryota; Viridiplantae; Streptophyta; Magnoliopsida; Fabales; Fabaceae
Source: the annotation of a GenBank genome assembly